Pyrus x bretschneideri (Chinese white pear) is the source of this 1812-nucleotide messenger RNA. Its product is annotated as cytochrome P450 CYP736A12. The record is from RefSeq and is a predicted model, not a curated record. Lineage: Eukaryota; Viridiplantae; Streptophyta; Magnoliopsida; Rosales; Rosaceae. The transcript has 2 exons. Gene Ontology annotation, molecular function: heme binding; iron ion binding; oxidoreductase activity, acting on paired donors, with incorporation or reduction of molecular oxygen. Bases 28 to 1599 code for a protein of 523 amino acids.
CUUCUAUAAAACACCUCCUUUGAGUUCAUGAGCAAAUGCCCCAUUUCUCUCACACAGAAAGCCAGAAUGCUUCCUUCAGCAAUAUUCAUCCUCCUACUCUUCCUUACCUUCCUUUGGUAUCUCAUCCACAUCCUGACCACUGCUUUCCAGAGGCCAAAACACCGAAAGCAACUGCCAGGGCCUUGGGCACUACCAAUAAUAGGUAACUUUCAUAUGCUAGGCAACCACCCACACCACAGCCUCCAACACUUAGCCAAAAAAUAUGGCCCCAUAAUGUCCAUUCGCCUCGGCUUGGUACCCACCAUAGUGGUCUCAUCUCCUCAAGCUGCAGAGUUGUUCCUUAAAACCCAUGACACCGUCUUUUCUAGCCGCCCCAAACUCCAAGCCUCUGAGUACAUAUCGUAUGGUGCAAAGGGUAUUGCCUUUACUGAAUAUGGUCCAUACUGGCGCCAUGUUAGGAAGCUUUGCACAAUGCAGCUUCUUUGUCCGUCAAAAAUUGAGGAUUUUGCUCCGUUAAGAAGGGAGGAGGUGGGGUUGUUGGUGCAGUCGCUAAAGAAAGCCGCGGAGGCAGGUGAGGUGGUGAAUCUUAGUGAAAAGGUCGGUGAGCUUGUUGAGGACAUAACAUAUAGAAUGGUAUUGGGGAGUAAAAGUGAUGAUAUGUUUGAUAUCAAGACAAUUAUUAGGGAAGUCAUGUCCGUGCUAGCUUUAUUCAAUAUUGGCGAUUAUGUGCCUUUCCUCAGGCCACUGGAUAUUCAGGGAUUGACCAAACGCAAUAAGAGAAUUAGCAAGAUGGUCGACCAACUUUUUGAAAAGAUAAUAUGGGAACAUGAACAAGUUUCUAAGAGUGAGCAAGUACAAGGCCAUCAUCAUCACAAGGACUUUGUUGACGUGCUGCUUUCAUUAAUACACCAGCCAUUAAAUCCCAACGAUGAGCAAGGCUACAGGAUUGAACGAACAGAUGUGAAAGCCAUCUUACUUGACAUGAUUACGGGUUCCUUUGACACUUCAGCUACCGCAAUUGUUUGGAACCUUGCCGAACUGUUGAGGCACCCGAGGGUGAUGAAACAUCUCCAAGAAGAGCUCCAACGUGUGAUCGGAACAGACCGAAUGGUGGAAGAGAGCGAUCUGCAAAAGUUGAGUUACUUGAAUGCGGUGAUCAAGGAGAGCUUUAGGCUACACCCAAUUGCACCAUUUUUAGUUCCUCGGGAAUCCAUGCAGGACGUUACGGUCGAUGGAUAUUACAUACCUAAGAAAUCGAAAAUUCUAAUAAACACUUGCGCUAUUGGAAGAGAUCCUAACGUUUGGUCAGAUAAUGCGGGAAAAUUUUACCCUGAAAGGUUUAUAAAUAGCAAUGUUGAUCUUCGGGGGCAUGACUUCCAGCUUCUACCAUUUGGAUCUGGCAGAAGAGGUUGCCCUGGUAUGCAAUUAGGGUUAACCACAGUUCGGCUGGCUCUGGCAAACAUUGUCCACUGCUUUAACUGGGACCUUCCAAGUGGCCUCCUACCUCAAGACUUGGACAUGACUGAGACGUUCGGCUCGGUGCCGACAAAAGCCCAACACUUGUUCGCCAUGCCGACCUACCGCCUGGAGACGAAAUAGACGUUUAUCCGUUUUCUAUCAUUAUACUAAAUGCCGUAAGAAAUUAUAUCAGGUCGGGUGGCUUGAAUAAAUGUACGUGUCUUACAUGUCAUGCAUGGUGAGACUUCUAUUGUAACUAUAUCUUAAUGUGCUGAGAACACGGCUUUCUAUUAUAGAUUUGUAACCAUAAAUAAACACUUAUUUCUAAUCUAAAUAACUUUAAGCUUUUAUUUA